Messenger RNA from Arthroderma uncinatum, 1959 nucleotides. RefSeq names its product F-box domain-containing protein. NCBI's taxonomy places the organism in Eukaryota, Fungi, Ascomycota, Eurotiomycetes, Onygenales, Arthrodermataceae. Gene Ontology annotation, molecular function: protein binding. The transcript is spliced from 2 exons. The coding region runs from base 1 to 1959 and encodes 652 amino acids. The record is from RefSeq and is a predicted model, not a curated record.
AUGCAGUCAGCUUUUGACGCGGUUCCAUUUGACAUAUGGCAUCAGGUGGUUCAUUAUCUGGAUCCAAACGACUAUAUCAACCUGAGUCUCGCAAAUAGCAAGCUCUACAACCUAUUAAAGGAUGAGAUUACUGCUCGCAAGGCUGUAAAGGCACAUAUCGCUCACACGGUUGAAGGGGACCUUGCUUCUGUGAAGGAGAUCACGUACCGUGAAGCUCUUGGGAGAGUUUAUGAUAUUCGCGAGUCUAUAGCCACUGCUCAGCCAUACUCUACAAGCUUACUCGCCGUUGGCCAGGAUUUCCUUUUCAACCAAGGAGUUGUUUGCUACAUCAGCAAUGGGCAGAUUCGGACUUUGAACCUCCUUCAGGCUGCCGAAUUUGAACAGGUGGUCGAUUUGGAUGAAGCGUUUGACCCUUACCACCCCCGCUCUAAGGGCCACCGGUAUCCUGAUCUCAAGUACAAGUUACUGUACUACAACGAUGGAAUCGUUGCGUGUUUGUGCGAGCCUCAGUCCCGAGACGUGGCAUGGUUACUAGCAAUAGACGUGAAGCUAGAAUUUGCGACCAGCAGAAAGGGAUAUCGAAUCAGAUAUUGUCGCCCCAUGGCUUCGACUCGCAACCUCUUCGUGCGUCAUAACCGCUCAGUUAUGUAUUAUGGCACUCACUCUGGUCGCGCACGACAUGGGCAUCGUGAAUGGGUUUUGCAUGGAUUUGACUUCGUGACGGCCUCUGACAUAAACAUCCAGCCCAUUCAGCUGGACAAUUUUGCAGGGUCAGAAAUUGGAUCGACUGUAUGCUUUGAGAUCAAGGAUCGUUACCUCUACGCAGUUUCGAACCAGACUUCUUUCGAAGAUGAGGAAAUUGAUUGGACUUCGUACUAUAUCUGUGUACGAUUCCCACUCAACAAACCGACAGACAUCAAGUGGCAGCGUAUUUGGAGACGACAACACCGUGAGGGCCCGAUCAAUGAUAACUGGACCAAACUGUCUCUCCGUGUGGAUCAUACAACACGCCAAUUGAAUAUCGUGGAGUGCAGACAUGAAUGGCAGAAUGGGGGAAGUGAGAAUUUUCGCAUCAACUACAGCCAACCUCUCGACUGUUUCGACCCAGCGGAAACUCUGGAAGGUCUUCUUAAGGCGGCAUUCUCUACCUCACCUGCUAAGCACGGUUUCCCCAAGUAUUUGCCAGUUCGCUCCCUCCCCGACGAACCACUAGCUAGGACCCUUGACCCAUUCAGCAAGCCAAACUACGAGCCGCCUAGAAAACGACUUAAGAAGUUUUAUCAUCUCGAAUAUACUCCAGAGGAAGCUCAGUCUCCUGAGCGCCGGGACUUUACUCUCUCUAAUACGAAAUAUCACACCUAUAAUCUCAUGGCCUCUGCAUUUAUCGACAUCGUGAACGACCCGCCGCAACAAGUCAAGUCAUUCACCACACCGCCGGACAGACUCCGACUGCGCAUUGGAUCCCGCAAACGCCAAUUCCAGCAGUACGAAAUGGACGAAGAAGGCGAGAGUGCUGCGGCGUACCCUCCCACUCCCACUAGCAUGAUUAGCUCUCCUAUCACGCAAAGUGACGAAUGUUUUAAGUCUCGUGGCAUCAAGAUGUGGCCUGCUAACGACGCCCCGGCGGAGUUAUUGGAGCUUUUAUGCCCAUCAAAGAAAGCAGGAAAGGUUGUCGGCACUUCUGAUGAGCGGUUUAUGGUCUAUUCAACCGAUUCUGGGUUGGGUGAUGGGACGAAGGCAAUUAUUAUGAUUAGCUUUGAUCCAUCCAUUGGUUUAAAACAUAUGAAGCGCUUAAACCAGAGACCAUUUGGACGACGCAAACCAGACUCAGAGGAAUACGGAAGCGACGCGGAUAUCUCUACAGCUCAGAGUAUGUUCGAUACCCAUCCUGAGCCCACCUGGUUCCGGGUUGAGCCAGCAGAAUACUUGCGUCUUGACAAGGGCCUCUGGCUUAGAUAG